ACAAAUUGUUAAGUGUCACGUGAUAGCUUCUCAGCCAAUAGGAUGCUCUCUAACUAAUAUCCUAUUGUUCCCAAUUGAUUUAUUAUUCAUUUUACAGUAUUGUCAGUGAAAAGGAGUUCCUGAAGCUGGCCAAGGCUAUCGCUCCAUCUUACUACCAGGCUGUAGGGAUAUCUCUAGAGAUCCCCUUAGCUGAGCUACAUGCAAUCCUGAUUCAGCAGUUGAAUAACUAUACCAAUGCAUUCUUGCAAGUAUUCAUGAAAUGGAAUGUCAAGCAGCAACCUCUACACUCAAACAGACGACAGCUUUUGGCAGACGCACUCCGAGAGAAUGACUUGGGUGGCUUAUCGCACAGAUUACUCAAUGAACCUGUAAUUCCAAACAGCACAGGAGGGCCAUCAAGAUUGCUCGAAUCACAGACCAAACCUCCUUCAGCUGAAUCUCAGACCAAACCACUUUCUCCUAAACUGGUUGAGCUGUGUGCAAAUGAUUUCAAGUUCAAGUAUAGGUCAACUCUCUGUAAGAUCAGAGCUGAUCCUCUCAAUCCUGCUUCCACUGUGCAGUUUGACGACAUGUUUACUAAUCUCGUCUUACUAGAAGAACAUGGGACAGACAAGCAAAUGCUAGAUUACAAUGAUAUCCUUGAUCUCAAAGUCAAUGGAAAGUUCCCCAAGCGGAUCAUGGUUCAGGGAGAGGCAGGGGCUGGAAAAACAACAUUUUGUGCUAAGAUUGCCUGGGACUGGGUUGAAGGGAAGCAUUUCAGUCACUUUGUAUGGGUCUUGAUAGUUCCUCUACGUGAAUUUAAGCAACACACUAUUGGCGAGAUUGCAAAGUCUUAUUUGGCCAAAAACAAUCCAGCAACGGUUUCUCAGAUUACUGAGUAUAUCCGGUCGAAUCCUGACAAGGUAUUCAUCGCAUUUGAUGGGCUAGACGAAGUCAGUGGCAAAAUCAUGAAGACAAAAUCUUGCGAAUCACAGCCUACUGAUCAAAUGCAACUUCAGCCAUCACAGCCAAGUGUCACCUCUUCAGAGGCAUGUGGAAGCUCAUCUGAGACUGGUGGUAUUGGACUUGGAGAUAUUCUUUGUUCUGAUCAACUUGCCUCUUGCCCAGUCUUGGUGACCACUCGCCCAUGGAGAGCAGUAGAGAUUAGAUCAGAUAGUGAUCUAAUGAAGCUGUACACAUUCAUUUAUGUUGAGGGUUUUAACAGAGAGAAUUUGUCAGUGUACAUUCACAAAUACUUUCCAAAGAAUGAUGAUAGAGCAAAUCAGCUUAUCCAGUUCACCAGUGAGAAUGAUGUCAUAUCUGAAAACAUGGCCCACUAUCCUAUAUAUGUAGCCUUGUUGUGUUUAGAGUUAUCUUUCAUUGUUGAUGUAGCCUUUGAGAGUCAGGACCCAGAUGCAGCAGCCUUGGUGAAGGACAGGGUUUCAUCAAAGGAAAUUACACUGAAUGUAUCCAGAGACAUGACAGCACACACUGUAGCUGGUUGUGCUUUCAUUAGACCACAUUUGUUCUAG
Messenger RNA from Strongylocentrotus purpuratus (purple sea urchin), 1511 nucleotides. RefSeq names its product NACHT, LRR and PYD domains-containing protein 12-like. The record is from RefSeq and is a predicted model, not a curated record. Lineage: Eukaryota; Metazoa; Echinodermata; Echinoidea; Camarodonta; Strongylocentrotidae. The coding region runs from base 255 to 1511 and encodes 418 amino acids. The transcript has 4 exons.